AUGUUUGCAUGUUUCAACUGUGGUGUUGAUUAUUUACUUUUUGAUCAUGCAAAAACAAGCGCAAAUCCAAUACGUAAACCAAUUCGUUUAUCACAACAACGUAUCGUAACACCACCACGAUCAUGUACAAUUCAAUUACAAAAAAUAUUUCUUUUAAAUAUCCAAAAAUCAUAUCAAACAGUAGCUGCUGUUACAAAUAAUACAUUAAAAAUUGUUGUUAAGGAUCGUAUGAAACAACCAAUUGCUGAUGAUAAAACACGUUGUGCUGUAUUUAUUUCAACU
Molecule: messenger RNA, 282 nt
Organism: Rotaria sordida
Lineage: Eukaryota; Metazoa; Rotifera; Eurotatoria; Philodinida; Philodinidae
Source: the annotation of a GenBank genome assembly